GGAAAUGAGGGAGUGGGGACAGGCGCGAGGAGCGUCCAAGAUGGUGUCCACCAGGAGAGGAGUGUGUGUCAGCUCCCCAGCUAAAACUAACCCCGACCAGUCCUCAGACGUCCCGGCCACUCCCUCCACUGUUCGAAGAUCAAGGAGAACUGCUAAACGAGCAGAGAGUCCUACCCAUGAUGCCCUUGUGGAGACUAGCCACCAGCUUGAGGAAAGUAACCGUGGAUCUCCAGCAUCUUCGCCACCCUCCUUGAUUAAAAGAUGCACCAGAGCUGCCAGACUCCACAGUCCAGAGCAGCCCUGCACACCUGUGGACUCAACCCAUGAAGGAGACGUGUCAGACGCUGGGUCCUGCGGCUCUGCACAGUCCGUCAUCGAACUACCGGUGACACAGACCAGAGGCAGGAGGGCAGCGCCCCGAGCAGUCAGUCCAGAGGAUGAGGAGAUGUCUGGGAUGGAGUCGUGCUCCUCUGUAGUGUCUUUAUCAAAUGCUGGUCAAAUUAUUCGCAGGAGCACAAGGAAAAAGAGGGCUCCUGCAUCUCGUGACCUGGUUUCUGCAUCUCCUGACCGGGCUCUGGCUCCUCUUGAGGCACUAGAAGUCGACCAGAUGCUGGAAACAGAGUCCUGCAGCGCUGUGGCCACGGAAUCCAAGAGAGUCACCAGAAGUCUGAGGAAAACUGCUCGCAGCAGAUCAGCUGCUAAACCACAAACCGAGGAUUCGGAGGUCUCAGAUGCUGACAGCUGCGCAUCAAGUGUCACAGGAGCCGCGGUUACUAGUUCCACUGCCCGCAGAUCCACGAGAUCCAGAAGAUCCGCACAUGUCAUCCCUAUAAAUCUGGACGAGGCCUCGGACUGCUCUUAUUCCCCACCUCGGAGAGGGCAACAGACCAGGGCAGCAAGAGGAAAGGCAUCAGUGACUGUGGAUGUGAGUGAUCCCCCUUCUCCCAACUCUGAUGGCUUUGAGUCAGGGCCCACUUACAGUAUGACCACUCGUAGACGGGGCAGGGCACUACCCCAAGGCCCCAAAGCCUUGGACUCUGACUCUGACCUGACGGACAGAGGAACUCCCUGCAGCAGCCGCACCGGCUCAGGGAACAGCAGUCGAGGUGUUCGGGUAACUAGAAAGUCCGUCAGAGAUCUUUCAAUUGUUCUAAACAAAGUCUGCGAGUCGAUGGUAGAGAACGUCUCAUUAAAUGACUCCACGUUAGAACGCACGCUGAUCACUGAGGACGCAGACCGCACACUGUCAGAGGAACCUAUGAGCCUAACGCUGGAAGAAAAAGAAGAUGGAAAGGAAGCUGAUCUCACAUCCAAAGAGGUGGAUACAAAUGAAGAGGAAAAGGAAGAAGAGAAAGAAGUUGUUGCGGGUACAGUUGAUCUCACAUCCAAUGAGGUGGAUACAAUUGAAGAGGAAAAGGAAGUUGUCAGUGAGCCUGCAGUAAUGGUCAAAGGCCAGCAGGAGGAGCUGUCUGCUGAGAAAAAAGACGAAAACACCUCAGAGGUGGGAAUGAUGCAGGAAAUGGUCGAGUCAUCAGAGCCGUUAAAGCCUUGCCAAUCAGUCACAGUAACGGAAUGUGAAGAGGCCUCUGGAACCAUGGCGGCGGAGGAGGAGGACCAACCCAUGGAGGCGGCUGAUGUGGGGACACAUUCAUCACAGGGCGAAGAGGCUGCGGGUGAGGAUGCAGUUGUAAAAGCUGGGCCCAGUGAUGAGGAGAAAAUGGAAGUGAACACAGAUGCUCAGCAGGUGGUCGACUCCAGCGAGGUCCAAGUGGAGUCCAUUCAGGUAACAUCCAGCCAGCAGCUAACCAUCACAGUGGAUUCUGAACCCGAACAGCAGCAGAACGACGUCAUCGUCCAGAAAACUAAAGUCAUCAGCCUGCUGGACAGCAGCGACGAUGAAGAGGAGGGGGACGUUUCUGGAGACGAUGAGGAUGAGGAGGAAUUGGGAUCCGGGAAAGCGGAAGAGGCAGCAGGACCGUCUAAGACGUCAGAAUCAGCAGCUGCAUCAGUGGGAGGAUUGUUUAUGAUCGACACGCGACCCGGACAAGAAGCUGACGAACACUACUACAACGAAAGACCAACAGAGGAAGAGGAGGCCCAAAACAGAGAGGCUGAACAGGAGGUGCAGGACGAGGAGUUUUUGGAUGAGGAGGGGGACGAUGAUGAUGACGACGAAGACGCAAAAAUCCUCUUCUCCUGUCGAAAUCCUCAGCUGAAAGAUUUCUCCACCCGCAUCGACCCAGGGAUCAAAAUGAAGGAGCUGGGGGGUUUGUACAUCAACUUUGGCGGCAGCAACUCAAAAGCUGCGUCCACUUCGUCCGGGGAAAAGAAGAUCCAAGAUGAGGUGAUGAAGAAAAGUGUGAUCGGACCAGAAUUUGAGAAGAUGGCCGCGGUGCCUCCGUACAGUGAAUCCAAACAAGCAGUAAAACUGAAGAACAGAGCAGAGAGGGCGAAAUGUACAGGAGAUUCUUGGUUCAAUAUGAAAGCCCCUGAGCUCACUCAGGAGCUGAAAGGAGACCUCCAAGUCCUGAAGAUGAGGAGCACCAUGGACCCAAAGAGGUUCUACAAGAAGAACGACAGAGACGGUUUUCCCAAGUAUUUUCAGGUUGGCACAGUGGUGGACAAUCCAGUCGACUAUUAUCAUUCCCGUAUUCCCAAGAAAGAGAGGAAGAGGACGAUGGUGGAGGAGCUUCUGGCUGAUGCUGAGUUUAGACAUCAAAACAAAAAGAAAUACCAACAAAUCCUGAUAGAGAAAGCAGCCCAAGGAGCCGGCAGGAAGAACAGAAAGAAGAGUAAAUUCCAUAAGAAGUGAAUGUAAAGACGUUGAGUGGAUUUAGCUCCUGCUCUGUAGCAGUAGGUGGAUGUAUAUGUCUAUGAUUGAAGCUUUAAUCAUAUUUUGGAUCCGGAACCUGAAUCUUCACUGAAUCCUUCUCUUUGUCGACCUUCAUCUGAACAUAGACUGAGGUUGUGUGUUGAUUGAAACAUCGAGCAAAUCAAUCGGAUUGGGUGAUAUUACAACUAUGGAUUAUUUUGUAGUGAAUCUGGUGCAGGCUUCUAUUAAAUAUGUUUAAGUAAAACAUAUUUUUAAUCACACCGACGUGUACACUUUGCUGUGCAGAAAUUGUCUUCAACACAGUGAAUAUAAUAAACUAUUAAGUUUUGAUGAA
Platichthys flesus (European flounder) is the source of this 3167-nucleotide messenger RNA. RefSeq names its product deoxynucleotidyltransferase, terminal, interacting protein 2 (gene dnttip2). Gene Ontology annotation, biological process: RNA processing. The record is from RefSeq and is a predicted model, not a curated record. The transcript is spliced from 7 exons. Gene Ontology annotation, molecular function: RNA binding. Gene Ontology annotation, cellular component: nucleolus. Lineage: Eukaryota; Metazoa; Chordata; Actinopteri; Pleuronectiformes; Pleuronectidae. The coding region runs from base 5 to 2812 and encodes 935 amino acids.